UCCUGUAGUUCACUUCUCUCCAUGUGUUAUGAUACAGCUCCAUACAGCUGUUAACAUUAUCCUUUCUCCAUCUGGACGCCACAGCAGCCUCCAGCCCCUCAGGAUACCAGCGUUACUCGAGCUCUGCACCUGGGUGGCAACUGUUGCAGAUUCCUGGAUCCAGUGGACGUUUUUUGGUGUUCUUUUUUCCGUGUGUUGACCGGGAACCUUCGUGAGCUCAGGUGUUUGAUUCAGCCGGACCUCCUCCUGUGGGUGUGUGAAAGGUGUUUCAUAUAUCUCAUUUCUGGAAGGAGGGAGCUGCUGUGAGGAAUUUUACACGAAAGCUGAGUCGCAGAUUUCUCACCUGGACACUGAGGAGGCAGCAGGAUGGACUUACCCACUUACUUUUGGCUCGUCACCACGACUCUGAUGUUGAUCCACCUGCAUCAAGCCUCUACCUUCUCUGUCAUUAGCCCCACAGUGGAGGAAGGCCCCCUGGUGCAGCUCCCCCACACGGCCCACCGGCGAGAGAAACGCUGCUCCUGCGAGAACCAGAAAGACAAAGAGUGUAUUUUUUUCUGCCACAUCGGUAUCGUCUGGGUCAACACGCCUAGCCACGUGGUUCCUUAUGGAUUUGGUUCUGUCCGACUGAGGAGGGAGCUCAGCCGCUGCCUCUGCACACACACACAGGACGCUGAGUGUGUGAGCUUCUGCUCUGCUCAGACGCAAACAGAAGGAGAAAACGCUGCAGUGAAGAAGAAGACUGACAAACGACUGGAGAGAUACAGAGCUGCAUUGUGGGAGAAAAGGAGCCGACACGCACUCAAACAUCAAACCUGAGCAGAAACACGAGUCCUCUCCCCUUCAUCAGAAAUAACAGAUCCAGUUUGUACAGCGUGUGAGUGUGUGUAAGUGUGUGUGUGUGUUUCUGUAAUGACAGUGAUGUAUUGAGACAGGAGCGCUGACCUCUGAGCACCUCAUCUUUUUAACCCUCAGCUGAUGAACCUGUGACCUCUGUGCUGAUCUCAGAUGAUUUGUAGCUCUGAGAGCUGGAACAUAUUUCAGCCUCGCAGAGAAACACUCACACGUUUACUGCCCUUUGGUUAUUUUAAAUAAUAAAAUUCUUUCUCGAGUUGACACAGUCUGUUUGUCGGUGAAGGCUGAAAACCUCACAUCUCCACUGUGACUGCUCUGUUUGGUCCAAGUGCUGAAGUGUACGGAAGAAUAUUGGUGCCACACACCCCCCCCAAAAAAAACAGUAUCAGGCUAUAACAUGAAAAAUGUCUUGUUAUAAAGAUGUUUUUGACGUUUUUACAAGAUGUUUUUUAUGUUAUAACAACUUUUCUUGUAAAAGACGAAACAAAACCUUUCUUAUUAUAACAAUAUACUUAUUUAUCUUAUAUCAAAGAGUCUUGUUACAAAAAGCUCUUUGUCACAUUUUUACAAGACGUUUUCAUGCUAUAACAAGAAACUUUUCUUGUUAAAAAGAUAAACCUUGUUAUAACUAUAUACUUAUCAUAUAUAACUCAUAACCAGCUGAAGCUACAGGUGACUCACUCAUUCACAAAGUGCCUCGUUCUUCUGACAGUAAAGUCAGAACAAAAUCUACUUCAGCACCCCGACCCGAUAUAUAUAUAUAUAUGUAUUAAUGGACACUUUUAAAUCUGACAAGAGAGGGGGCUGUCAGAAAGCCAAAGUAAAGACCACGACUGAGUGUUUGGGCCACAAAAAAUCUCAGCAGGAAGUUAUUUUAGCAAAAAGUCAUAAUAUUAAAAAACAAAGUUAAAAUUAGGAUACUAAAAUUAAUAAAAAAUAAUAAUGUAUUUAAUACAUGUAAAGUUACAAUCUUACAAGAAAAAGUUAUAAAAUAGUUUUAAUUUUCUUACAAAAUUUCAUAAAGCAAAACUUCAUUCUCAAUAUCUCAGAUUUCUUUAUGUGUAUAUUAUAAAUAUUCACACAGUGGCUCAUCAACUCUGUCGUCGUCAGAUUUGACUCUCUGACAAAGAAUAAGCUAUUAUUGUGACGAGUAUAAUGUGAUAGGAGUUGUCUCUAGCUUUAAUAUAUCUCAGUUUUAAAGUUUGUGAAGAAAAUGUGUUGUAGAGAAUCUAAAAGAAUUUAUUUUAUUUACACAAGAAUACGAAGUGACUCAGCUGCCCAGUGUGACCAGCUCAGUGGAGGCAGAACAAGAGGCGGCAUCACAGCUUCUCUUCACAGUUCUCAUUUUAUUUUAUUAAUUAAGAUUAUAACAGAACUCAAACAGAACAAAUCCAAAUCAGUUCAGUCACCCAAAAAAAUCAUGUGGCCUUUUCUCCCUUUUAAGUUAAACCUAAAUACCUCCAGUUCAAAAACAGACAAGUAUUUAAUUUUCGGCGAGAACCACAAACAACAUGUGAAUAAAAUGAAAAAGUCUCCUCAGUGAACGUCCUCAUUACAAACCUGCCCUGCUGUUCUCUGAACAGAGUAUCAUCAGCUGACAUUAACAUGACGUUUGAUCAUCAUGCACAGAUUCAGGUGGUCUUCACAGAGGUCAGAGGUCACAGUGACCUGAGAGAGACUCAGUUUCUCCUCAGCAGGAUGAAGACGAGGAUGUUUAAGGAUUUAAAACGCCUCCUCCUGUGGUCACACUCUAUGAGGCCUCAUUUCAUCAGACUGUCAUUUUAAAUCCACACACUCAGAGUCACUCACUCAGCACGUUCACGUGAUGUCAGAGGAAAUCCAUUUAUUGUGUCCGACUGUCCUUUUAAAAUCCCUGUAAACAUUAGUUUAGUGUGAGUGAAAUGGUCCGAAAGUGAAUUUGUCACAGUGACAAACCCAGAUCAUGUGACUCCUGCAUGUAUACAGCCAAUCAGACCCAAACUGGCCCAGGCGCUCUGAGCAUGCUCCACAGUUUAGUCCAAUAGCAUUAAAUGUGUAAGAGAAGAAGAAGUCAGUAACAACAUGGAGAAAUCUACAUCCAGAGCCGUGACUUUUUUGACGGACCAAAUGUACAGAGCUGUAAAGUUGUCCACCAUGGUAGCAGUUAGCUGCUAGCUAACCGUAGCUAACUUGUUUGUCCAUUGUUUGGUCUGUGACGUAAUAGGUCAACAGGAAAAGAGUCCAAUACUAACAAGCUGAAAGGGGGCGUAUCUCCACCUAUCGUAGAGGAGUCGCUCAUACUUGGGUCAAUAAAUGGAUUUCCCUCCUGUGCUUGUAUACUGGGACAAGGACAGCAGUCCAGUUAAACGUCCUCAUCCAGCUGCAACUGUGGUUCCAUGGAAACGGACUGAGUGACAAACAAACACGAUGAUCAAGCCAACAUGUUUCACCUUCAUUCACACGACAAUGGAGAACAAUGAACUUUGACAAAGGCCGUUAUCUGAACCUCCUCACGCUCAGACGCGUCAGUGACGUCAUUUACAGUGAAACAUUCAGAGAGUUUUGUUCCAGAAACGAAGCAGUGAAAAAUCUACGGGAUUUAUAUAUUUAUAUGACGACAUUAAAAACACGUCACACAGCAGCUCGCUCUGUCCUGACAUAUAAAAACAUUUAUAACAUCAUGUUAAUAUUAAUAAUCAAAUCCAGUGUUAGAAUGUGAGUUAUGGAGCAGAACUCUUGGUUUCAUUUUGUCCAUCUGUUAAAGAGCUUUUAAAAAAUGUUCUGACACCAGCUUUUUAAAAACUGUAUAGCUUCAUAUAUGUACACAUGUUGAUUAUUUUAUUGCAGGAUAUUUAUUUUGUUAAAGAUUUUUAAAUUACUUAAACACAUUAAAAACAACCACUGAAUGCUGAAAUAUCUGAUUGUUGUGAUUUAAACAGAUUUUGUGUGUCUGACAUGUGAAGAGUUCUGCCUCAACACAAGGAAACUUUCAAGAAGGACGGGUCAUUACAUCAUCGUGACAGCAUUCACAUUUUGCUUUAGUGCAACAUUUAUUGAAGACAAACA
Molecule: messenger RNA, 3900 nt
Organism: Epinephelus fuscoguttatus (brown-marbled grouper)
Lineage: Eukaryota; Metazoa; Chordata; Actinopteri; Perciformes; Serranidae
Exons: 4
Coding region: 367-819 (150 amino acids)
Biological process (GO): regulation of systemic arterial blood pressure by endothelin; regulation of vasoconstriction; intracellular calcium ion homeostasis
Cellular component (GO): extracellular region
Molecular function (GO): hormone activity; endothelin B receptor binding
Source: RefSeq, a predicted model, not a curated record